AUGGCUGAAGGAAUUAGCUCUCACCAAUUUGUAAGUUCAUUUCAUUCUUCUAGAGUUUCAAAACCCAGGUCUUAUUUUCUCUGCAAAAGCUUUCUAUUUGGAAGUUGUACUAUGAGAACUUCACCACUAAUCAAUGAAAACCCGAAUGUAUUUCCUCAAAGAAGGAUCUCAUGUAGUUUAAAUCAGCAAUCUUUUACAGAAUCUUACCUCAUAAACUCAAUUGGGUUCUCUCCACAAACUGCUUUAUCAGCUUCCAAGCACGUUAAUUUCAAGACUCCCGAGAAAGCAGACAAACUCAUAAACUUGUUGAGAAAGUAUGGUUUCACUCAAAUCCAAAUCUCAAAGCUCGUUAAGGGAAAUCCUAGAUUACUCUUACUUGAUGCUGACAAAACCAUUUUGCCCAAAUUGGAGUUUUUUGAAGCCAAAGGCAUUUCAGGCCCGGAAAUGGCGAAAAUGCUAUCUGCAUUUCCGCGUAUUCUUAGUGCUAGCUUGGCUAAGCAGAUUAUUCCGUCAUAUGGUUUUUUUAGGAGUUUGUUUCAAUCUGAUGAGAAGCUAAUUGCUGCUGUCAAACGAUGCCCUGAUUUCCUUACACACAAUAUCGAGAAAUAUGUUUCACUUAACAUUGAUAUUUUGCGAGAACACGGAGUGCCUGACUCCAAUAUACCAACGCUGCUUCUUUACCGUCCUAGAUCUUUGAUGGUGAGUCCGGACGGAUUCCGAAAAAUUGUGGAGGAAGUGGUGCAAAUGAGGUUUGAUGCUUCGAAGGUUAACUUUGUUAUAGCGGUGAAUGCAUUUUUGUCAAUGAGCAAAUCAAAGUGGGAAAGGAAGGUUGAUGCAUAUAAGAAGUGGGGUUGGUCUGAAGAAGAGGUUUUGAAAGCCUUUGAAAGGAAUCCUCGGUGCAUGAUGAUAUCUGAAGAUAAGAUUACGGCGGGUAUGGACUUCUUUAUCAAUGAGUUCCGUUGGAGGCCUGGCCUUAUUGCUAAACGGCCUAUACUUCUCUUACUGAGCUUGAAGAAGAGAUUAAUCCCGAGGUCUUCGGUUUUUCAAGUUUUGCUCUCGAAAGGUUUGGUGGAGAAGGAGGUUAACUUAGCUGCCCUAUUUGAAACCUCAGAAAACAAGUUCCUGAAGAAGUUUGUCACGCCUUAUAAGGAGGAAGCUCCGGAGCUCUUGAAGUUGUACAAGGAAAAAUUGAAUCUUUCUGAUGAACUAGUUGUUGAUAAGGUAUGA
This is a messenger RNA of Morus notabilis, 1227 nucleotides long. Its product is annotated as transcription termination factor MTERF6, chloroplastic/mitochondrial. Gene Ontology annotation, molecular function: double-stranded DNA binding. Gene Ontology annotation, cellular component: chloroplast. The record is from RefSeq and is a predicted model, not a curated record. Gene Ontology annotation, biological process: chloroplast organization; regulation of DNA-templated transcription. NCBI's taxonomy places the organism in Eukaryota, Viridiplantae, Streptophyta, Magnoliopsida, Rosales, Moraceae. Bases 1 to 1227 code for a protein of 408 amino acids. The transcript has a single exon.